Messenger RNA from Limanda limanda (common dab), 321 nucleotides. RefSeq names its product chemokine (C-C motif) ligand 25a (gene ccl25a). Lineage: Eukaryota; Metazoa; Chordata; Actinopteri; Pleuronectiformes; Pleuronectidae. Gene Ontology annotation, cellular component: extracellular region. Gene Ontology annotation, molecular function: CCR chemokine receptor binding; chemokine activity. The coding region runs from base 4 to 321 and encodes 105 amino acids. Gene Ontology annotation, biological process: positive regulation of ERK1 and ERK2 cascade; cellular response to tumor necrosis factor; positive regulation of GTPase activity. The transcript is spliced from 4 exons. The record is from RefSeq and is a predicted model, not a curated record.
ACCAUGCGGUUCCACGUGAUGAUCGUCCUGCUGGGACUGUCCUGUGUCUGUCUCACGCUGGCACAAGUGUCCUAUGAAGACUGCUGUCUGAAGUAUGUGAAACACAUAAGCCAGAAACAUGCAGUGGCUUACAGAGUGCAGAAGGUGGACGGCGGCUGCAACAUCCCUGCUGUGAUCUUCAUCAUGAAGAAGGGGCGUUUGUUUUGCACAAACCCCAAAGAGUCAUGGGUCCCGAAACUGAUGGAUAAGAUCGACCAAAAGGAAAUAUAUGGCAAAGGACCCAGGAGACGGCCCCAUCGACUGCCGAAGAACCGAGGCUGA